UUGUCAUUGAGUCGUCAGUCGUCAGAUGAGAACCACAUGUUCUGGCACGCCCUUCAUGGCUUCCUGUUCCAGUCGACAGAUGGAGCCUGAGACCGACGCAGGAUGGAGGUCACGUCGCUCUGCCUCGUGCUCUCCACGCUGAGCAUCGCUCCCAACAGAUCUCAGUUCUUCCAGCACGACCAGAUCUCCCUGAAGUGUGUGGCGAGCUCCAGCGGCUGGACGGUGUGGAGAAACACCUCCUAUAAGGCGUUGGAUGUGUGCCGGUAUGGCUGGGGCAUCCCGGGUGAGUCCUCCUGCACCAUCCAGGAUGCCUUUCCCUCGGACACCGGGGUGUACUGGUGCGAGUCUCAGCAGGGGGGCUGCAGCAACGCCGUCAACGUCACGGUGACAGGGGGGGCGGUGAUCCUGGAGAGCCCGGCGCUGCCCGUCACGGAGGGAGAUGAGGUCACGCUCCGCUGUUCCUACAAAGAAGAAGACCAGGAUGAGCCCACGUCGGAUUUCCCCGCCGCGUUCUACCGGGACGGCGAGUCCAUCGGCGCCGAGCCGUCGGGGCGGAAGCUCCUCCGGCGGGUGUCCGAGUCGGACGGAGGCUCCUACGAGUGCGAGCACCCCACCGGGAGGAGGUCUCCACGGGGCUGGCUGGCCGUGUCAGCGAGGCCUCCUACUCCUCCUCCUCCAACUCCUCCUGCUCCACCCUUCAUGACUGUGCCCAAGCUGCUGUGCUCCACCCUGCUGUUCGUCCUCUACACCGUCAUUCUCAUCCUGUGCAUAGACGUGUACCGGAGGAGGGCCCGAGCUAGAGUGAAGACUAAAGGGAGAGCAGAUUGUGCCGAACUGGAAUGAAGGAGAAGAAGAAGAACCACUUCCUGUCACGCGGUGCAAAUGUCGGCCAAUAGCAGUGCGAAUGAAGCAAAGUUCUUUUUCAUUAAUGUGUUUUUCUAAAAUUGUGAAUUUUAUAUGUUUUUAUCGGGUCUUUGAAGCCAAAAGAGAAAAUACAUCUGCUUAAAAAAA
This is a messenger RNA of Gasterosteus aculeatus aculeatus (three-spined stickleback), 1011 nucleotides long. NCBI's taxonomy places the organism in Eukaryota, Metazoa, Chordata, Actinopteri, Perciformes, Gasterosteidae. The record is from RefSeq and is a predicted model, not a curated record.